AUCUAUAUCUUCUCCUCCUCGAGGCAUCUGUGCUGCCUCCCGCUUUCUGCUGUUCUUGUCCUAGAUUUCGACUUUCUUUACUCUACAGUACUUUCAGGAUGGCUCCCUCUGCGUCGAAACAAAAGCGCUUGGCCGAAAAGGCCGCAAAGCAGGCUGCAAAGGUGAAAAACGGCGAUGACUCUACGACGGCGACGAGCGUGAACGGAUCGGUGAACGGGAGCACGGCGAGCACGCCGCUGACGAGUCUGUCGGCGUCGACGAGCCAGGAGGAUCUGACGUCGAUGGCGAAGCUGAAGAUCGCGACCGACCGGAGUGCGUCUGGUGUGCUCGUCUCUGACCCGAAGGGCCGUGAUAUCAAAAUUGAUCAGUAUACUCUUUCGUUCCAUGGUCGGCUGCUCAUCGAGGGCGCGGAGAUCUCGCUCAACUACGGCCAGCGGUACGGUCUGCUGGGCGAGAACGGCUCUGGCAAGUCCACUUUCCUCCAAUCCAUCGCCGAGCAAGACAUCCCCCUCCCCGAGCACAUCGACAUCUACCUCGUCCGCGGCGAGGCCGAGCCCUCGGACGUCAACGCCGUCGACUUCAUCGUCUCCUCCGCAAAGCAGAAGGUCGCCAAGCUCGAGGCGCGCAUCGAGGAGAUGUCCACCGCCGACGACAUCGACGAGGUCGGCCUCGAGCACCUCUACGAGGAGCUCGAGGAGAUGGACCCGAGCACAUUCGAGGCCAAGGCAGGGAGUAUCCUCCACGGGCUGGGGUUCAGCCCGGAGAUGAUGAAGAAGCCGACCAAGGAUAUGAGUGGUGGGUGGCGGAUGCGUGUUGCGCUUGCGCGCGCGCUGUUCGUGAAGCCGCAUCUGCUCCUGCUCGACGAGCCGACGAACCAUCUCGAUCUCGGUGCGGUCGUCUGGCUCGAGGCGUACCUCUCGACGUACAACCAUAUCCUUGUCAUCACGUCCCAUUCGCAGGAUUUCAUGGACAGUGUGUGCACGAAUAUCAUGGACCUGACGAUCAAGAAGAAGCUCGUGUACUAUGGCGGUAACUACUCGACCUACGUCCGUACGAAGGCCGAGAACGAAGUCAACCAGAUGAAAGCGUACCACAAGCAGCAGGAGGAAAUCGCCCACAUCAAGAAGUUCAUCGCCUCCGCGGGUACGUAUGCGAACCUCGUCAAGCAGGCCAAGUCGAAGCAGAAGAUCAUCGACAAGAUGGAGGCCGCCGGCCUCAUCGAGAAGAUCGAGCAGCCGCGACCGCUCAACUUCCAGUUUGAAGACGUGCGCAAGCUCCCACCGCCCAUCAUCGCCUUCUCCGACGUUGCCUUCUCGUACUCGGGCAAGAAGGAGGACUAUCUGUACGAGCACCUGUCUUUCGGUAUCGACAUGGACUCGCGCGUCGCCAUCCUCGGCGCGAACGGCGCUGGGAAAUCGACCCUCCUCCACCUCGUCAUGGGCGUCCUCCAGCCGUGCGAGGGCACGGUCUCGCGCCACUCGUCGCUGAAGCUCGCCAAGUACUCGCAGCACUCGGCCGACCAGCUCCCGUACGACAAGUCGCCUAUCGAGUACUUCCAAGCGUUGUUCCACGAGAAGUACCCCGAGAAGGACGUGCAGGCGUGGCGCCAGCAGCUCGGCCGCUUUGGCCUGUCGGGCGCUCACCAGACGUCGCCGAUUUCGCACUUGUCGGACGGGUUGAGGAACCGCGUCGUGUUUGCGCAGCUCGCGAUGGAGCACCCGCAUAUCUUGUUGCUCGACGAGCCGACUAACCACUUGGACAUGUCGUCCAUCGACGCACUCGCGCGUGCGAUCAAGGAAUUCGAGGGCGGCGUUGUCAUCGUGUCUCAUGACUUCCGGCUCAUCUCCCAGGUCGCUGAGGAGCUGUGGGAAGUCAAGGACCGCACGAUCAGGAACUUGACCAAGGAAGACAUCUCGAUCGUCGACUACAAGCGGUCGCUCAUGAAGCAAAGUGAGGCCGCGCUCGAGAAGGCCAAGCUCAUCAGCAAGACGACGGGGAAGACGAAGACGUGAACCAAUUCAUAUGCGCGCAAGGCAAUACUGUAUUUGUGCACCGCGUUUCCGUCUCAACUGUAUCAGCAUUACCAUUUCCACUUUCUCCCCCCCAUAUUCCCCACAUAUCGUGAUUCAUGAUCCAAUGCUGUAGCGACAUCUAUUGUUAGACGUGUACUCAUCAUCAGUUGUUUCUCGAAUACUAUGGCAGUUCGCUAUCCUUGGAUCGUGCUUCUUGCUCUUGGUCCGGUG
Molecule: messenger RNA, 2243 nt
Organism: Gloeophyllum trabeum ATCC 11539
Lineage: Eukaryota; Fungi; Basidiomycota; Agaricomycetes; Gloeophyllales; Gloeophyllaceae
Product: P-loop containing nucleoside triphosphate hydrolase protein
Exons: 8
Coding region: 99-2012 (637 amino acids)
Molecular function (GO): ATP hydrolysis activity; ATP binding
Source: RefSeq, a predicted model, not a curated record